UGUUUCUAAUCCAAUAAAUGGACGAAGAAUAGACAAUUCAAUACUAAAACCCUAACUUGACAUUUUUGUAGGACAAACCCCUUUGACAAAAAAAAAAUGUUUAUUUUACAAAAGUUUUGAACUUUUUCAGUUGGGGAAAUAAAAAGUUCCGGGAUUUAAAUACCAACUCUGUUCCUUUACAUUCUUCUUCUUCUUCAUUUCUGUGACUAUGGCGGCAGCUACUCUUCGGAAAUUUUCAUCCAACUCUAUACGUAACUCUCUUCAAGGAAUCUUUUUGAGCAGACCCUUUAUCCGGAAACAGCUUCUUCUUCCUUCGAGUUCUCAAAGUUUAUCUUUUUCCUCAGAUAGUCACUUUGGCUCUGCGUCUACUGAUGUUUCUUCGUAUGCAGGAUCAGCGACAAAUGGUGGUAUUAUCAGUGAAGGGUUUCUAAGAUGGAGAAAUGGAGGAGGGACAUGUCACCGCUCGGCUGUUAUUGAUUCCUCGGCUUUGGUUGAGGUUGGUGCUGUAGUUCAUGAAAAAGCAGUCUUAGGUGCAGAGGUUCAUGUAGGAUCUGGCACUGUACUUGGACCAUCAGUUGAAAUCGGUCCUUCCACAAGAAUCGGAUAUAAUGUUUCAAUUAACAACUGUAGUAUUGGUGAUUCAUGUGUGAUCCACAAUGGAGUCUGCAUAGGUCAAGAUGGCUUUGGUUUUUAUGUUGAUGAACAUGGAAACAUGGUGAAGAAGCCUCAAGCAUUAAACGUGAAGAUAGGGAAUCGUGUAGAAAUUGGAGCAAAUACUUGCAUUGAUCGAGGCAGCUGGAGAGAUACAGUAAUCGAAGAUGACACUAAGAUAGACAACUUAGUGCAGAUAGGUCAUAAUGUGAUCAUAGGAAAAUGUUGCUUGCUUUGUGGUCAAGUAGGCAUAGCUGGUUCAGUAACAAUUGGUGACUAUGUGGCUUUAGGAGGACGAGCAGCUGUUCGAGACCAUGUCUCCAUUGUAUCCAAGGUUCGACUCGCAGCUAAUAGUUGUGUUACUAGAAACAUCAGUGAGCCAGGGGAUUUUGGAGGCUUUCCUGCUGUUCCAAUUCACGAAUGGAGAAAGCAGAUUGUUCGAGCUCAGAUAUCGAACAAGAGAAGAACCUAAAUCGAUCUAGUCAAAUGUAUUUGUAUAAUGUCACUUCAUUUGAUUUUCCUAAACUAAAUUUUGCUU
Capsella rubella is the source of this 1189-nucleotide messenger RNA. Its product is annotated as probable UDP-3-O-acylglucosamine N-acyltransferase 2, mitochondrial. NCBI's taxonomy places the organism in Eukaryota, Viridiplantae, Streptophyta, Magnoliopsida, Brassicales, Brassicaceae. The record is from RefSeq and is a predicted model, not a curated record. Bases 209 to 1123 code for a protein of 304 amino acids. The transcript has 10 exons. Gene Ontology annotation, biological process: lipid A biosynthetic process.